AUGCCCACUCUGUUCCUCCAUUUCUUCCUUUUCUUAUUCACAACCACUGUUUCUAACCUCAUCCCCGCAGUUCACAGCAACUGCAUUGAAGCCCAGCAACAAUCAUUGCUCCAUUUCAAGAAAAGUCUUGAAUUUGAUUCUUCCGAAUCCUCCAAGCUUAUCACAUGGAAUUCGAGUACCGACUGCUGUUCUUGGCUCGGUGUAACUUGCAGCACCAAUGGGCGUGUUGUCGGACUUGACCUCAGCGGAGAGCUUUUCUCAUGCAACAUUGACAAUUCCAGCAGUCUUUUCCAACUUCAACAUCUUCAGAGCCUCAAUUUGGCCGAGAACAACUUCAAUGACUCUGCAAUUCCAUCUGCAAUUGGCAAGCUUGCAAAUUUGAGGUAUUUGAAUUUAAGUGCAGCUGAUUUUUCUGGGCAAAUUCCCAUUGAGGUUGCACGCCUGACAAGGUUGGUAGUUCUUGAUCUCUCUAUGUAUUACUCGGGUGGGGAGUUAAAACUUGAGAACCCGAAUUUAGGCACUUUAAUCCAGAACCUUAUAGAGCUUACCGAUCUAAAUCUUAAUGGUCUAAACCUAUCAGCUGAGGGAUCUCUAUGGAGCCAAACCAUAUCAUCUUCACUUCCAAAGCUGAGUGCGUUGACCUUGUCCGAUUGUGAGCUUUCAGGCCCUAUUCAUGAAUCAUUUGCCAGGCUUCAUUCUCUAUCCAUGUUAAUAUUGGAUCGCAACUACAUCUCUAGUCCUGUUCCAAAAUUCUUUGCCAAUUUUUCAAGCUUGAUUUCCUUGAGUCUCUCUGAUUGUAACUUGUAUGGAGCAUUUCCCAAAGAGACAUUCCAGAUACCUUCACUACAGUCUGUUGUCCUAUCAUAUAAUUCAGAGCUUCGUGGUUCCUUACCGGAGUUUCCAAAGAAUGGAUCUCUCGAAUUCCUAGUCCUUAGCAGGACUAAAUUUUCAGGAGUCUUGCCGGACUCUAUUGGCAACCUUAAAUUGCUGUCUAGAUUAGAUCUUUCAGAUUGCAAUUUCACAGGAGCAGUUCCAAAGUCACUGGCAAACCUAACACAAUUGGAGGAUUUGGCCUUGUCAUCCAACAAGUUUUCUAGUCCGAUAAAUUCUAUUCAAUGGGACAAACUCAUCAAGCUUGACAGUCUCGACUUGGCCAACAAUCUACUCUACGGGAGUAUUCCAUUGUCUCCCUUUUCUAUUCCCUCGCUGCAGAGCAUAGUACUUUCUGGAAAUCACUUCUCUGGUCAAUUGCUUGAGUUUUCUAAUGUCUCUUCGUACUUGCUGUACGAACUUGAUUUGAGUAGCAACAAUUUGGAAGGAUCAAUACCCGUGUCUAUCUUUAAUCUUCCAAACCUUCGAAUGUUUAAUCUUUCUUCAAACAACUUGAGUGGUUUUCCUUUUUAUGGCCCUCACAUUCAGGAUAGCUUGUUGCUCAAUCUCAAUUUGAGUAACAGAUUUACUUCGUUUCUUGAUCUAUCCUACAAUAGCUUGUUGUUCAAUCAUAAUGAGACCUACUCAUCACCACCCUCCCUCCGGAUUCAGGAUUUGUAUUUGGCUUCUAACAAGUUGAAAACAUUCCCAAGUUUCCUUAAAAAAUUUUCUGUUUUAAUUUCCUUGGACCUUUCAGACAACCAGAUUCAAGGUCAGAUACCCAAUUGGAUUUGGGGGCUUGGUAUUGAUAAUCUAUAUCUAGGUCGUAACAAGCUGGUAAGUCUAGAAGCUCCUUUACUUGGUUGUAAUACUUGUACUUACCAUCUGAUGAAUCUUGAUCUUCACUCAAACCAGAUUCAGGGACAAAUACCAUUGUUUGUAAGUGGUAAUUAUUUGGAUUACUCAAGAAAUAAUUUCAGCUCUAGUAUACCAAUUGACAUUGGUGAUUUCAUUUUUUCCACGGCCUACCUUUCUCUUUCAAGCAGUAACUUGUUUGGGGAAAUUCCAAAAUCAAUAUGCAAUGCAAGUGUUAUACUUCUUGAUCUCUCUAAUAACUCUUUGAGUGGAAUCAUUCCCCAGUGCUUGACUCAGACUACUCUUUCUGUCCUUGAUUUGAGGAGAAACAACCUUACUGGAUCUAUCCCUGAUACUUUUCUUGAAGGUUGUAAUUUGGAAACUCUAUCUCUGAGCAGAAAUCAGAUACAAGGUCAAUUUCCAAAAUCUCUAGCCAAUUGUUCAAGGUUAGAGGUUUUAGACCUUGGAAUCAAUCAAAUAACAGAUGCCUUUCCCUGCCCGUUGAAGACCAUAUCCACCUUGCGUGUCCUUAUGUUGCGAUCCAACAAAUUUUAUGGACCCAUUGGAUGUCCUGAGACCAAUGGCACCUGGCCGGAGCUUCAAAUCAUAGACUUGGCUCAUAACAGUUUCAAUGGUGAAAUACCAGGUACAUCAUUGACAACAUGGCAGGCAAUGAUGGUUAAUGCAGAUGAGAUCGGAUAUUACCUUAGCUUUUCGUGGAGACCAGGUGGUUCAUUUAGGCUCGCAAUUCAUUAUGGAGAUGCAGUAACAACUACAAGCAAAGGUCUAGAGACGGAUCUUGUAAAAAUUUUAUCUAGCUUCAAUUCGAUUGACUUCUCUGCUAACAAGUUCAGUGGAAGAAUACCCAAGGAAAUAGGCCAAUUGAGAACAUUAUAUGCCCUCAAUCUGUCCAGUAAUGCUUUCACAGGCGAAAUCCCAUCAUCCUUUGGUAACAUGAGAAGCAUAGAGUCCUUAGACCUCUCACAGAACCACCUGAGCGGCCAAAUUCCACCGCAGCUUGCAAAUCUCAAUUUCCUUUCGCACUUGAAUGUCUCAUAUAAUCAACUGACGGGAAAGAUUCCAACUAGCACUCAGUUUUCCACAUUUCCAAAUACCUCCUUCGAGGGUAACAAAGGAUUAUGGGGGCCUCCUCUGACAUCGGAUACAGCAAUCGUAUUGCCACCUCCGACGUUAAAUGAAAGCUCAAGCGAUCCGAAUUCUGGAGAUGAGAUUGAUUGGAACGUUAUCAGUGCUGAAAUUGGAUUUACAUGUGGGUUUGGAAUUGUCGUCGGGUCACUCCUGUUUUGCAAGAGAUGGAGGAAAUGGUAUUACAGAGCUAUGUUUAAAAUCCUGUUCAAGAUAUUCCCUCAGCUGGAACAAAGAUUUGGUGUUAUUGGGGCCGGUGGAGUUAUUUGCAACGGCUCUGAAGAAUGGAUUAAUGGUUUCAUUCAUCAGGUUGGGACUGGUGAAGUUAUUCAGGCGGAGGCUUGGAGCCUCUUUACUGGCCUAAAACUUGCUCUUGAACUCCAUGUCAAAAAUCUUGAAGUUGAAAGUGACUCUGUAAUUGUGGUCCACCUCAUGCAGCUGAAUUCGUAUGACACUCAUCCCCUUGGGACUCUUCUAUCUAAUUUCAAGUCCAUGAUGCAGCUCUUUGAUUGUUGUACUCUCCAGCACAUACACAGGGAGAGAACUACAGUUACUGACAUCCAAGCCAAAGAAAGCUUAAAUUGCUCUUGA
This is a messenger RNA of Rosa rugosa (rugosa rose), 3462 nucleotides long. RefSeq names its product receptor-like protein 7. Bases 1 to 3462 code for a protein of 1153 amino acids. Gene Ontology annotation, molecular function: protein binding; RNA-DNA hybrid ribonuclease activity; nucleic acid binding. The transcript is spliced from 2 exons. NCBI's taxonomy places the organism in Eukaryota, Viridiplantae, Streptophyta, Magnoliopsida, Rosales, Rosaceae. The record is from RefSeq and is a predicted model, not a curated record.